UGUCCUGACGUACGGACCCUUUAUCUCUCUCUCUUUCUCUCCGAUCUCUCUUUUUUUUCUCCACAAAACUACCGCGGAGCUCCACAUAUCGUUCUCUCGGGACACUUUUUGCAGAUUACACUUGACUUUCGAGACUUUCAACUUGUUUUUAAUCUGUUUAAGGACCAUGGCCUCACCGGCUGCUCUCAUGCCCUCGACUCCUCUCGUCCAUCCGCCUCUAACACCGACUUCACCAGCAACCAACUCUCCGCCACCAGCAACUACGUCGUCAUCCCCUUCACCGUCUAGCGCUCUCACCGGACUGAACCCCUUUAGAGCGGAUCUCUUGCCCGUAGGCGUACCUGCCGGGAGCCCCGGUGCACCCGUCAGUGUCCUGCCCGUGAAACCCGUCUACUCGACACCGUCACCGGUAGAGAACACUCCGCAGAACAACGAGGUUAAAAUGGUCGAGGUCAAAGGCGCCAAGUUGGCUUCUUUCACGGUGAAAGACAACGAGCUCAUUUGCCUCCCGCAGGCGUUCGACCUAUUCUUAAAGCACUUGGUGGGCGGGCUGCACACUGUUUACACCAAGCUGAAGAGGCUGGAGAUCACCCCGGUGGUCUGUAACGUGGAACAGGUCCGCAUUCUCCGGGGCCUCGGAGCUAUCCAACCCGGUGUCAACCGAUGUAAGCUAAUAUCCCGUAAAGACUUCGAGACGCUGUACAACGACUGCACUAACGCCAGCUCGCGCCCUGGUCGCCCGCCUAAGAGGGCUCAGAGUAUGACAUCACCAGAGAACCAGCACCUCCUGUCACAUUCUGUCAGUGGACUGAUGUCAGCUGGUAUCAUGCCCCCUACUGGUCUGACAGCAGCGGCCCUGGCCGAGGCAAUGAAGGCCAAGAAAAUCAAGUUGGAGGUGAUGGGGGGUUACCACGGUAACCACCACCAGCAUCAUCAUCACCAUCAACAGGGCACCAACGGAGAGAGCGGCGAGCCCCACCAGAACUCCUCCGGUCUGGGUCUGGACCACCUGCCGUUUAUGAUGAUGUCACACCCCCUGAUGCCUGUCAGCCUUGCACCUGCAUCCGUCUCCAUGGCGAUGAGUCAGAUGAACCACCUCAACACGUUGGCCAGCAUGGCUUCUGCUGCCCAGGUGCACCACUCCACCCUGUCCUCCCGUGGGCGCAUGGUCACCUCCGUUAUAAAGGAGCGUGUUCGGGACAGUCCCUCUCCGGUUCUCUCUCUGGAUGAUGGGAGGAGGCCUGGGAGUCACCUGUCUUCUCAUCAUAGCAGCAGUGUCUCCAGUUCCCCAGCUCACACAGAACAGAACCACCGGCACCAGAACGGGCUGUCCUCCAGCCAGGCUCUACUGGGUGUGUCUCCGAGCGCUCUGCCAGGACCCAGGGAAGGAGAUGUGGCCACUAUGGACUCAGGACCCGACCCUAAAAGGAACCAGGCAGAGAGAGAAGACUGUGGGUCCUUGAGCACCCAGACUGUCAGAGAUGGCUACGAGAGGCUUUCCUUCUCGGGACAGAAGCUUCCUCAAGGGUUCCCUGGACACUUCAUCUUCCCAGAAGGGCUGUCGUCAAUAGAGACCCUGCUGACCAACAUCCAGCAGGGCCUACUGAAGGUUGCCAUAGACAACACACGUGCACAGGACAAGCAGGUGCAGAUGGAGAAGUCUGAGCUGAAGAUGGAACUGUACAGGGAGAGGGAACUCCGAGAGACUCUGGAGAGACAGCUGUCCAUGGAACAGAAAAACAGAGUGCUGAUCCAGAAGCGCUUGAAGAAGGAGAAGAAGACGAAGAGGAAGCUGCAGGAGGCUCUGGAGUUUGAGUGCAGACUGAGAGACCAGGCCGAACAGACACUUCAGCAGACUGUGUCAGACAACGACAGAGCUGGAAGUGACUUACUGACCCAGGAAGUAAAUGGUAACCAAGGAAAUGGCAGAACCGAUGCCGAGGCGACGUUACAAGAUGGAAGACUUUUCCUGAAAACCUCUGUGAUGUAUUGAAGACAGUGUGUAGAGAAGAGAAGAUCGAUUUGGGCUCAAUUGAAUAGUUUCAGCAGCAACACUACGGAUGUUUCCGUAAAUCAAACUGUCAUAAAAAACAUUUUGAAAAAGGAACAAAGAAUUAAGGCACUGACAUAUAUUCACAGAGUGGUACAACACCGAUUUUAUUCAACAACACUACUGAAACUGUGUAAGAAGAAUUUUACACACUAUUUAAACCACCUGGACUGCCUCGGAAAAAAGGAUAAAUAAAUCCACUACAAACUUUUUGAAUUGUAGUCCUGUACGUUUUAUACGAUUUAAAUGUGUGAAGAUUAUUAAACAUAAUGUCACGAAGAACAGUAAUCCAAGAGGUUAAUUUAUUACAACACGGCUGUAAAUACAUUGAUGCAAUGUUUCAUUACGAUAAUGUACUUUUUGUUUUAGUUGUUUAUUCUAAUAUUGCAAAGUCAGUCUUUUGUCACAUUCUUGUAUAUCCAAUGAAAGGUAUAAGAUUCCUGACUUGUGGUUUGUGUACAUAAAGUAGCCUAAAGAGAUAGUGUUGUGUAGUUGUAUGCUGUAGCGUUCGUAGAAAGAACAAUAAACUUUUUUUUAA
This is a messenger RNA of Esox lucius (northern pike), 2588 nucleotides long. It is a transcript of the gene dachc, whose product is annotated as dachshund c. NCBI's taxonomy places the organism in Eukaryota, Metazoa, Chordata, Actinopteri, Esociformes, Esocidae. The transcript is spliced from 11 exons. Bases 167 to 1993 code for a protein of 608 amino acids. The record is from RefSeq and is a predicted model, not a curated record.